GUGGCGUCGUCGGCGAACGGAUAUUGUUUAUGCUCGACAUUUUCUAAAUCUUUUGGAAUUAGAUAGCAGAUGUAAUUUUUAUCAUAAUAUCGCUUAUUUUGUUCAUAUUUAAUGUAAACUUGCGUGAAUUUGAAACACCUACUAAAACUGUACAAAGGAAAGUUGAAAAGUUGACGUUUGGACGUAAUGUGUAUGCCAAUAAGGCUAAAGUUUUUUUCGCGACCAUUAUAGCGGGAAAUCUACGUUGUGACGCGCACAAACCGUGAUUAUUCGUCGCGAGAACUGGCGAAGUGUCGUAACAGCCUGGUUAUGUGGCCAUAUAUAUUUUGACAGUGGACUCGUGAUAAAAAUUGUUUUAUUUGACAAUGUCGGAGGAAAUGGCGGUGUCUGAUAACACAACUGGGGACGAAGCUAAAGUAACCAACGAUGAGGCAACCGCGGCGGCCGCAGUCCCGGAGCCCGAAGCAGAGGCGGAGGAGGCGGUGACCGAGCCCACGGCUCCCGUCGCUGAAGAGCCACCAGCUUUGGCGGAAGAGGAGCCCGUACCAGAUCCAGCCCCAGACCCAGAUCCAGAAGAAAUCAAACCAAAGAUAGAAGAAGCUGAUGAAUCAACAGACGUUAAGAAAGAACCGGACUGUGAAGACAGUGAUGUACCAAUCGACCCCCCGGAGUACGACGUGGAUAUAAAGAAUGAGGACGAAGUGUUUGUUAAAGAUGAGAUUGAGACGUUUGAACAUAAUAUUGAAGAACAUUUAAGUAGAGGUAUUAAGAGGAGAGCCUCGUCUACGUUCAGUGAUGAUGGAGACGAAGAGUUUAAAGGUUUUGAUGAUGUCAAACUGGAAAUUAAGACGGAAGGCUACUUAACUGUCUUGGAGCGAUUGGAGGAAGAGGUGACAGCCGCCAGCAAAGACUUGGUGCCACUGAAAACAGUUCUGGCCACGCUCCACCCACCCGGAAGAGCAUCUAAGCGACUACGCAAAGACACAGAUGGAUCCAGGCCCUCCUCAGCUCUAUCUUCAAGGUCAGAUGGAGACGGAGCCACUGAUGCUAGUGCAGCAUCAUCACCAGCCCAGCGCGGAGGCCGCAGGGCCACCACGGAAAUGUCGUCUCCUCUCCUCAGGGUGCCUCUGGAGAGAGGCUGGAAGAGAGAACUGGUGUUCAGAGCGGCCCUGGACGCUCACUCCAGAAGAAAUGCUGAUAUUUAUUACUAUACACCCGCGGGGAAGAAGUUGAGGUCUACUAGAGAGGUAGCAGAACAUCUGGCCGGUACCGGGCUGACGGUGGAGAAUUUCUCCUUCUUCAAGGAGCCACUCGGGGUUGAUGAUCCUGAAAAGGAAAUUAUAAGAGACGCAAAAAUGAUCCGUCGCGUGGAGUCUCCGGUGGCGGCGCCGGCGCCCCUGGAGGGCAAGCGGACGCCCAAGCCCAAGCCGCCCAAGGGCGCCAGCCCCGAGCCUGCGUCACCAGCCCAGCAGGCCAAGUCGCCGCCCGCUAAACUCAAGGUGAAAUCAAUGGGUUCCCGUCUCAGCACGAACGCUGUCCCCGCCCCGUCAGCAGCAACACCGCCCCCCAAGCAACAGAAGAAGCCGCAACAACAGCAGCAGGCGACAACUCCGAGCAAUACUGACAACAACAACAGCGCUGCUUGGAAGAAACCCAGCGCCCCCCUCCCGCCCCCCGGCGCCACGGCCGCCCCACCCGGCGCCCCACCGGCCGCCCCGCCCGCCGCCCCACCCGCGCCCCGCGUGCCGCCGCCGCCGCCGCUGCUGGGCCGCCCCGCGUCGGCGCCGGCGCCCGUCCACGAGCCAGAUACGCACAGUUCGCCAAGCCGAGCUCUGCAGCCGUGCUCGAUGUCGUGCGGACGCGGCGCCGUGCCGUCGCUGUCAUGCGCCGCGUGUCUGUGUCUGUACCACCCCGCCUGCGCCGGCCUGCGGGCCGCGCCGCCGGACCCUUUCUUCUGUAAGAAUUGUCGCAAAUCAUCAUCACCGCCGCUAGAGCCGCCGCCUCUAACACACAAGUCAGGGGUCACGACAGCCAGUCUGCCGGUACCUGUGCCCGUACCUGUGCCUGUGAUGGCCCCUGUGCCCAGGCGCGUACCUGUGCCUGUCCCGGUACCUGUGCCGGGGAAGGUGCCGCGCGAUAAACGGGUGCUGCUUAGGAUGAAGGUAGCAGGCGGCACCCCAGACGGCGAGCGCGUAUGGGCCGUCGCAGGCGGCCCAGCCGGGGCCCCGCCAGCCGCACCCGGGCCCCCGGCCCCAGCCCCAGCCCCGGCACCCGUCCCGCCAGCCCCCAGCCGCGCUCGGGCACCACGCCCAGCCCUACCACAGGGCUUGGCCGUCCUCAACGGCCGUCGCUUCGUUGUCGUACCAAGGAAUAUGGUUCACGCCACACAUAAAAGCGAGGCUCGUCGUACCCGCGUGACGAACGGCGCGGCGCUGAGCGCGGCGGCGUCCCCGCGGCGCCGCGCGAGGCAGCGGCCCGACGACACCGACCACUUCACCGCCUUCUAUAAUAAGGCGCAGGAGAAUAACUAUAAUGUUGUUGUGCAGAUCUUCCAAUACUUAGGCAUGCGUGAGCUAGCGCAGUGUGCCCGCGUGUGUCGGCUGUGGAGGACGCUGGCCGCCACGCCCGCGCUCUGGAGGCAUGUCCGGAUGAAGAACUCACAUGUGAGCGACUGGGCCGGGCUGUGCGCGGCGCUGAAGCGUCACGGCACGAAGCGGCUCGACCUGCGCAAGAUGUUGCUGCCGCAGAACGACACGGUGUUCUGGGAGCAGUUCGCGCAGCACAUCUCCGUCGUCGACACGCUCGAGCGCAUCGAGAUGUGCCGCUGCCCCGCCCGCGCCGUCGAGGCCGUCUGCCGCGGCCUGCCCGGGCUACGCAGCCUCGCCGCCCUCGCCAUCCGCGACGCUGUACUCGACCCGGCCCCACUAGCAGCGCUGCCGCUGCUACACGAGCUGCGCCUCAAGUCCAUGGCGGGGCUGUCGCUGUCGCAGGACCUGCGGCACCUGGCGGCGCUGACGCAGCUGACGCACCUGUCGCUCACCAGCAUCAAGGAGCUGGGCUGGUGCGCGUGCGACGUCAUCGGCUCGCUGCCGGCGCUGGAGUCGCUGGAGCUGGGCGAGUGCACGUUCAGGGCCGGGUUCGCCUCCGUGCUGGCCCGGCUAGCGCGGCUGCGGCGCCUGCGCCUGGAGCGGGGCUCGGCGGCGGCGGCCGACGUGCUGCGGGCGCUGGCGCGGCUGCCGCUGCUGACGCGCCUGGAGCUCGUCAACAUCGACGUGAAGCCCGGCUUCGACGACGCGCUGGCCGAGUGCCGCAACGUGCAGCGCCUGCUCAUCAUCCCCACGUACGUGUCGCAGUCCGCCACCACCAACCGGCAGGUGCUGUCCGGGGUGCUGCGCCUGCGCGAGUCGCUGACGCACCUCAUGUGGGGCGUCACCAUCGAGCUGCUGCGCGUGACGGAGCUGUUCAUCGACCAGUGCGAGCAGGCGGGCGAGCCCAAGCGCCGCGACGUGGGCGAGUGCAUCCCCGUGCUGAAGCCCGUGCCCGGCUGCCGCCUGCCCGACGCCGCGGUGGCGGGCCCGCCGCAGGUGGAGAUCCUGCCGCUGCCCACGCUGCAGCGCCUGCUGUCGCAGCAGCUGCCCACCACCAAGCUCAAGCUGCUGCGCAUCCCCUUCCACGCCACCUGGCGCCAGUCGCUCGCUGACUUCCAGUAGUGAGCUCUACACUUCACCACACUAAAUCUCUAUAGUUCAUACGUUUUUCCACGACAAUUCUAUGAUAUUUUAAAUUGGAACGACAUAAAUGCCUCGGUGGGCACGCUGUGAAUAGUGCUUGUUCCUUAUGAACUCGCUAAUAUAUCACUCAUUGUAUGGAGUAUACGCCUGUUUGUUGUCGACAAAACGUGACCAUAUAUUGAAAUAUUGGUGAAAAAUUACAUCUGUACUACAAGUUCCAAAUAAUGUCGCCUAGUACAUCGAUACUAUAUAAAAUUAUGUAGUAUGUAUAUUUACCUGUUUUAAGGUUAUAUGCGAGCAAUAAAACUUAGCUAAAUAGUUGCAGUAUACAAACAUAAAUUAAAAUAUUUUGCUGAACAUUUUAGCAACCAGUAGCCCUUUUAACAUGCCUUAAAUAAAACAAUUUAUAUCACACAAAAUCAUAUUAAUUAUAGUGGAGAAAUUAAAUAACUGUAUUAAUAAUAUGUACAUAUAUUAUGUAGAAUGAGCGCUGAUCACGAGACAUAUUCAAUUUCAUACUUAUAUUAGUAUAUUAUAUUUUAUUAUAUAUCUAGUUUACAAGAGUUAUAGCUGGUUACGCGUUGACAGUUCGUCAAGUGCGAGUAGAUAAAACAAUGACGAUUAUCGUACUUUAGAGUACUCGGUAAUUUACCGUAACUGACCUAAAAGUUAACUGACAAGUUAAAAAUAACUAGACAUGGACAUAUAGUGACGUAAUAGAAAGUUUACCCGUCUAGAAUGGCUGUUAAACUUUUGAUGCAACAGUUCGUUUAAAAUUGAUUCUUUUUAACCAUCAUUUACUCAAAAACAUUGUGAGAAAAAAUGCAAAAGGAUUUAAAAUUUGAGGGUGUAUAUAAUCGCAAUAUACUUGAUUGAUUUUAUCUAGUUACGCAAACGUCUCUCAAAACCUGUAUGACACCGAAAAACUGGGAUUUUAACACCCAUGGGUAACACAUACAAUGAAUUUCGCAUAGCCAUGGGAAAUUUGCAUGUCUAAACACAAAAUACGUGCAGAGUAAAGGCGUAUUCAUCGCAUGCAUUGGUACAUACAUAGAUAUAUUUUUGUAACAACCAAAUCUUCCACAGACACCAAUAUUACAAUAAUUGUAAAUGAAGUACCAGAAUAUAUUACGAUUGAAGUUAUUAGUUUUAAUACGAACAUAGAAAUAUUAUAUAAAAAUGUUUUUAAUGUAAGACUUGUAAAUAUUUUCUAAGAUAAAUUAAUAAUCAGUGCCUAUAAAUUGAUUUGUAUGAUCAUACCAACAUCGGCGUGAUUAUGUUGAGCGUGUAUCUUUAUUUAAGACUAGAUUGCUUGCAUUUUUAACGUUAUUUAGUCCAAAUAAAACAACAUGGACGCAGUUUCGAAAUUAUUUUCCAAAUUGGCAACUUACAAUUUCAAAUUCAUCGCUGAUUGGCGAGGAAAAAAGACUGAAUCAGUAAUAAGUUUUAAAUUAAGAGUUUUAAGAAAUUAAAUUUAAAAAAUCUCAAUAAAAUUCAGUCUUAAUGCGUUAGAUAUGCAAGCAAUCUGCACGAGUUGGUUAGUAAGCGAAGUUACGCGUCAAGAGGCCAAAACGACAUGAAACUUCGUUUGUUAGCUGACAAAAGCUGUUUAUUUCUGAACCUGACAUGCGAUUUGUUGGGUUGCCAAGUAAAAAAUACGUGUAACAUCCAAUUUUGAUGUAUACUCGUAUAAAAACUGGCGCAUCCCCAUUUCGCAGUGAUUCAGAUGUAGACAGACGUUUUCUUUAUACAUAUAAUUAGUAGUAAAAUUAUGUGGCAAUGUUUGAAUAUUAUUAUUUUUUUAGACUUGUAUAUGCGAAGUACAAGCUUGUGAAUGUAGGGGGCGCCUCAGAUCGGACUAACAUUCUGUAGUUGUAUGAAGAUUUCAAUAAAAUACUCCAGUUUCGUUAAAUUUGGUUGUUUACCAAAAUUUUAAUCUUAUUAUACGACGGUACGAGUUCACCGACACAACAAACGCCCGUUUUUAUUAAAACGGCGGUUUACUUUGAUAUUUUAACGUAAAAAGUCAUACUUAACAGUACAAAGUUCGGUUGAUGGCGCUAUAGUAAGGGGUCGUCGUGUGGGCUAUGAGAAAAACUAUUUUUAUUAUUAUUUGCGGGAUUCAUAAUAUAUUUUACUUCAUCUUUAUCAUAACGCUGAGAAUGUAACCAAAUUCACGAUCUCAGAGAAUAAUCAUUUGAUUUAAACUAUUGGACGGUUUCUAAAAGUGCUUUCUACUGAAGUGAAUUAAAAGUCCUUGUUGCCGAGCUGUACUUUUGUUUCCAAUGAAAUGUAAAUACUUUUAAAAACCGAACUUUUUACCUAAUAAAGAUUCUUCUAACAUAAUAUCUUUGUUUUAAAAUUGUUAGUUGUCGGCUUCGGAGCAUUAACUUAAAAUAUUUUUACCCUUUACUUUUGUAAAUUAAUUUUAUUCUAUAAUUGUAGUAUCGACUACCAGUCUAACAUAUCUUAUUUAACUAUCUGUUAGGAUGUAUGGCUGAUGUUGAUUAUUAUUAAGUAUAUUUUAUCGCAAGAUAUCUUUGGUGUUUCUACAAAAAAGUUAAACAGAUGUUUGAAAAUUCGCAUGUCUUAGGCCCAAGUUCGCCGAAAAUGUAAACAGUUUAUAAAACUACUGUUUACUUUAAAAAUUGAACGCGAAAAUUUAUAAUUAACUGUUGUUUUAAGAAAAUUGACGUUUAUGUUGUCAGCGAACUUAAAACCAUCUGUUUUACUUUUUCGUAGUAACACCGCUUAUUUCUAAAACCUUACUCUUAAUAUAUUUUCGUGCACUCGCUUCGGAGCCUUUAAUACUGAGGUAAUAUUUGCAUGACUGGUGUUAAAGCAUAGCUUUUUAAUAUAAUUUAGACAUGAUAUGUCUAUUGUUUAUAAUCUCUGAAGUUUCUUGUAUUGUAGUUUAUAUUUUGGCGGGACCGCCCUCCUCGUGGCGUUUGAGUUUAUGUAAAAAUGUAAAUGACUUGCUUAUUACAAUAUGUUGUUGUGGGAAUGUCGACUUGAUAUUGUCUGUUAUUUUAUAUUUGGGCAGAAAAUUACUAAGACAGUUUUUAUCAUACGGCCCCAUGUACUAUAGACCGAGACUUUUUGAAAAUUCUGUACCUAAUAACAGAUUGAUUCACUUAUUCAAAAACUGCUAAAACAAAAAAUAUUCUUAAGUUAUUUUUUAUACAGGCACAUGUUGAGCUAUUGAAUAAUAAUAAUAAACAAUGUCAAGUUGGCAUUCCCGCCGAGUUUGUUGGUGGGUGGUGACGCAGGAUCUACUGUAUAAUUAGGUUAUAUAGGUUUAAAGACAACUUUGCGUAAGCAAGGGCGACUUGUGAAUAAAUGGUUGCCGACAA
Messenger RNA from Helicoverpa zea (corn earworm), 7084 nucleotides. RefSeq names its product histone-lysine N-methyltransferase SETD1B-like. The transcript is spliced from 16 exons. The record is from RefSeq and is a predicted model, not a curated record. Lineage: Eukaryota; Metazoa; Arthropoda; Insecta; Lepidoptera; Noctuidae. Gene Ontology annotation, molecular function: protein binding; DNA binding. The coding region runs from base 366 to 3710 and encodes 1114 amino acids.